GGAGGAGCCGGGAGGAGGAGCCGGGAGGCGGAGCCGGGAGGCGGAGCCGGGAGGCGGGACCCGAAGCGGGCCCUGCGUGGCCGGGCAUGAGCGCGGCUGGAGCGGCGGGAGCCGCGGGCGAGGGGGCUGCCAUGGAGGGAGCGCCUGUGGCCAUCGCCGUGGCCGUGGUAGCGGCGUCCGCCCUGCUGCUGCUGCUGCUCCGAGGGACGGCGCGGAGGCCGAGCGGCCCCGUCACCCUGCAGGACCCGCUCGCCAAGUACCCGCUCCGGCUGCUGCACAAGGAGGAAAUCAGUCACGAUACAAAGAAAUUCAGAUUUGGGCUACCUUCAACAAGUCAUAUAUUAGGAUUACCUGUAGGCCAACAUGUUUACCUUUCUGCAAAAAUUGAUGGUAAUCUGGUGAUUCGAGCCUAUACCCCAGUUUCCAGUGAUGAGACAAAAGGUUAUGUUGAUUUAAUUAUAAAGGUCUACCACAAAAAUGUGAACCCCAAGUUUCCAGAAGGUGGGAAGAUGUCCCAGUAUCUAGAUAACAUGAAGAUUGGAGAUACCAUUGAUUUCAGAGGGCCAAAUGGACUCCUUGUCUACAAGGGGAUAGGUACCUUUCUUAUCAAGCCUAGUAAGAAGUCUGAAGCAGAGAAAAAGUUUGCAAAGCACCUUGGGAUGAUAGCUGGAGGAACAGGAAUAACUCCUAUGUUGCAGCUGAUCCGUCAGAUCACAAACGAUCCUAAGGACUCCACAAAAUGUUACCUCCUUUUUGCUAACCAGACAGAAAAUGAUAUAUUGCUGAGAGCUGAGCUAGAAGACAUUGCCAAGAGGCAUCCUGAGCAGUUUGUGCUGUGGUACACACUGGACAGACCUCCAAAAGAGUGGAAGUACAGCUCUGGCUUUGUCACUGCAGACAUGAUGAAAGCCCACCUGCCUCCCCCUGGCAGUGAGACCCUCAUUCUCAUGUGUGGGCCACCACCAAUGAUUCAGUUUGCCUGUCAGCCCAACCUGGACAAACUUGGCUAUCCCAAGAGCAGUACAUUUGCUUAUUAACAUUGAUGUCACCUGAUACUUUUUUUCACAGAGGAGAGUUACCUGUAAUGUGUGGCUACACUGACAACAGGAAAUGCUACGUGGGAGGUGGCAGCAAAGAGGGAAAGCUUUCCUGCUCCACAGCAUCCAGCUGCUCCUGGCCACUCCUGACAGGCAUGAGGUAUGAGUCAUGUUCUUGGUCAUGCUGAAGCAUCAUCUCCAGUCUUCAAAGGUCGGUGUUAAAAACCUGCUGUCAUUCAGCAUUUCAUCCUGGCUUAGCAGGGUCUGAAAGAACAAGAUGGGGAGGAGUGAGGGUGUUUGGCGAGAGGCCUGUGCUCCCAGAGACACAGCUGCAGUGAGAUCAGGCUCACAACAGAGGGGGUGAGAGCCACACACAAUCAAAGGGAAUUUCUUCAAUAUAGCUUUAAAUAAACUUUGCUUGAGGAAAUUCUUAGAGAUUUUGUGUGUGGCAUGCAACUCAACUGUAUCACAUAACUCUUCAUUAUGUCUUUCAGUCACUUAUUUUUAUUUUUUAAUAAACUAGCUUCUAUGGGAUGAAAAAGCAGAAGUGAGGUGUUUUGUUUUGUUUUCCACAGAGUUUUAGCCCAUGUAAAUUUUCCGAAGUCUGUACCUCAUUCCUGGCCUUUGCUGUGACUGAGGUGGUUACCUGCAAAAUCUUUGAAGAAUUGUUUUCAUUUAAGGGGAUGAAUAUCUGUCAUUGAGUCAAAGAGACAGCAGAGUUCAUGAAAACUUAAAGAGGCCUAAAUGAAGCUUAAUUUCUGGAGCAAUUUAAAAGCAGAGUUUUUUGUACUGAAUCUCCCACCAGGUUCUAGAACAGUGACCCACUCACUCUUAACUACCACCAGCAAUGACCAGCUUUCAGUGAGUUCUAGCAGAACACAUUUGUGGCUUUAAACCAAGAGAGGAAUGAGUACGUACCGUAAGGUGGGUUAUGCCUUGGGAAAGAGCCCCUAUUUGCAUUACUGUGCCUUCUGAGUGUUCCAUCUGUAAAAGCAGUCAGGAACUAGUUCAAAUCAGACAGUAUGUGCAAUUUUAUUCACUUUACAUGCAGCUUUGGGAGGAAUCUGUGCCUGGACAAAUGAAGUUGGGAUAAGUUUAAGAGCUCCUUAACAAAAAUGCCUCUGUGCUACAAGGUAUGUGAAAAUGCAUUUAACAGUAGGAAGGGUGGACCCUGAUUAAGAAAGAUUGAUUCCAUGAAACUUGGCCUCUAAUUCACAAGCAAAAAGAAAGAGCUUAACUGAUAUUGUCAAUACAAAGUAAUAUUUUCCAACUGGUCUGACACUAUUUAUAGUUCUGGUAGGCUUCUUUCACAGGCAAGAAGUCCUUGAUACAGUCCUACCUCUUUUUACAUAGAAAUGUUACCAGUUCUAGGGCAUUGCGAUUUCCUGCAUGGAUGACAUGCUCAGAAGUCAUGCUUAAUAGACAGACCAUGCUCCUAGAGAAGAAUCCAGUCUUUCUGUCAUGCUUGAACAACUGCACAGUGCAAGUUCUUGGCUCAAAGUUAAUGCAUUCCCUCACAACUCUUAGCUGAGCAAGUGGACAUCCAUACUUAAUCACGGUCAGGGUUUGGUAUUCUCCCUAGGUAGGAGCAGUACAUUGAAAGAGACCACGGUUAGCUAAUGAACAUAAAUGUUAGAUGCACUAAACCAUGCAAAUGAAAAAAUUACCUUCACAGUUAGUCUUUUCAAUGUUGUGACCAUUCUCUUAUCAGGCUUAAACUGUUUUUAUGUCACUGGAGAAUGGGCAGUUUACUGUAGCUGCCUCUGUGUGGCUCUUGUGUGUUGCCAAAGUUCACACAAGGCUCCAGGAACGCUCCGUUUUUCAGGGUUUACAUCCCUUUACACAACAGCAAAGUUGAAAUAAAAUUUGGUGUCUUUUAGUCUUCAUCAUUUGUCUGUAUGUUGUCUAGACAGUUUCAUUCACAAGUUCACUACUACAUAACAAAAGUGAAUUAACUAUUGGUUUAUUAAUAAUUUGUUCAUUCCUGAUGCAUUGUCUUCACAUAGAUUGUCUAAGCAGAACUACUCCCCACUGUACACAAUGAAAGAAAAAUUCAGUUGGAUUCUCUGAUUACUGUAAAAAAUACAAUCCAGUUGUACUUUAAUAUAGCUUUGUACAAAUUUGUCCAAAUGAAUUCAUUACAUUAAAAACCACCUGUAAAGAUAAUGAAAAAAAAUAGUGUGCCAUACUAGGAUUAUGAAAGCUAGAAGUACAAAAGUUUUGUGUUUACUGCAGCCACCCCCUUGACUGACAAAAUACCUCGAUCUUCGCAGUGUAAAGGUGUCGUAGUCCUGAAAAAGGGCUUGAGGAUGGAUGAGUUUAUUAUGAUGUCGAUUUAAAAAAAAUACCCCAACAUUCUUAGCUUGGAACUCUUUCCAGUGU
Corvus hawaiiensis (hawaiian crow) is the source of this 3419-nucleotide messenger RNA. RefSeq names its product NADH-cytochrome b5 reductase 2. Lineage: Eukaryota; Metazoa; Chordata; Aves; Passeriformes; Corvidae. Gene Ontology annotation, molecular function: FAD binding; oxidoreductase activity. Bases 87 to 1037 code for a protein of 316 amino acids. Gene Ontology annotation, cellular component: mitochondrion. The record is from RefSeq and is a predicted model, not a curated record. The transcript is spliced from 10 exons.